Oncorhynchus tshawytscha (Chinook salmon) is the source of this 519-nucleotide messenger RNA. Its product is annotated as cytochrome c oxidase subunit 8B, mitochondrial. The coding region runs from base 172 to 378 and encodes 68 amino acids. Gene Ontology annotation, biological process: mitochondrial electron transport, cytochrome c to oxygen. The transcript is spliced from 2 exons. The record is from RefSeq and is a predicted model, not a curated record. Gene Ontology annotation, cellular component: mitochondrion. Lineage: Eukaryota; Metazoa; Chordata; Actinopteri; Salmoniformes; Salmonidae.
CAAAUACGUCGACACUUUUUUUUUGUUGCUAUGACCUUAUGUUACACUUGGCAGGUGGACAACACAAAUCAACGGCUACUUCUGGGACAUUGAAUUCAUUCUCCUGGGCACAAGACAGAAAGAGUCACCACGACUAUUGGUUUGGAAAACAAAAUACACGAAAGAGGAAUCAUGUCGGGGAUCAGAGGUUCUGUCAAUUUGCUAAGGGUCGCAGUGAGGUCGCAGAUCGUCUCCAAAGCCACCCUGUCGCACAAGCCUGCGAAGUACCACUUAUCCGUGGGGGAGCAAGCCAUUGCUAUGACGGCCUUUUUCAUCACCAUCCUGGGGCCCUCUGGUUAUGUCCUGGCUCACCUGGAGGACUACAAGCACCACUCCUAAGUGGACCUGUCCUGGCUGGCCCCCAGGCAACCUCCCCUGUGGAUUACUCCCGAUGACAUCUCCUGAAGUCUCCUAAAAACCCUUUUUAUGAGUGACGAUUCUAUUAAUGAAUGUACCAAUAAAUGAAAUGCCCCAGCACUA